AUGCAGCUAGAGACGAAGUACCAUAUUCUCCUGCUGGGAGGGACCGGCAUCUGCGGGUUGAUAUUCGUGCGCGCUGCGCUGGAAGCAGGUCAUACAUUGACGGUGUAUGUUCGGACACCUUCGAAGAUCCCCGCAGCUCUGUUUGCGAAUCCUAGGUUGUCGGUUAUUCAAGGCGAGCUUGGAGAUGAGGGAGGGUUGAGGAAAGCUGCUGGUUGUGGUGCGGAUGUCUUCUUAUCCUUGGCUGGUCCAACUAUGGGAAAGCGAGAAGGGACUCCUAUUACGAAUGCUUUCAAGACCCUCUUUCCUCUCCUCCUCUCGAACGGUACCACGAAACGAGUCCUCGUCCUUUCGACUGCCUCUUAUUCUGCUCCCGAAGAUACUGCAUCUUUCAAGUGGUGGGUGGCUGUCAACUGCUAUGUUAAAGUCAUUGGUGGAGAUACCUACGAGGAGAUUGUUGGCUUCACGGAAGAAACAGUAGCUUUGGGCGAGAAGAUCAAGUGGACAGCGUUUCGUGUGCCUCUGCUGAGGGGAGAGGAUUUGAACGAGAGUAAGGGUGAGGUUAAUGCGGCGUAUGUGGGCGACAAGAAGGGAAGAGAUGGGCUGUUUUUGGAUCGAGGCCGGUUGGCUAGGUGGAUUCUGAAUGAGUUGGAUGAGGGGAAGUGGAUAGGUUGUUGUCCGCUUGUGUCGAAUGCUUGA
Messenger RNA from Mollisia scopiformis, 696 nucleotides. Its product is annotated as NAD(P)-binding protein. The record is from RefSeq and is a predicted model, not a curated record. The transcript has 2 exons. Bases 1 to 696 code for a protein of 231 amino acids. NCBI's taxonomy places the organism in Eukaryota, Fungi, Ascomycota, Leotiomycetes, Helotiales, Mollisiaceae.